Arctia plantaginis is the source of this 969-nucleotide messenger RNA. The record is from the annotation of a GenBank genome assembly. NCBI's taxonomy places the organism in Eukaryota, Metazoa, Arthropoda, Insecta, Lepidoptera, Erebidae.
AUGGACAUCAACGAAGAUAAAAUAAAACAGGAAGUCAGCAGCUUUGUCAGCUCACUUCAAAGACUACUUCCUAGGAAAAAGGAAUUUCAUUUUCUGGAACCGCAGAAAUCGAAUUUAACAAGACUUAGUGACAUACAUGCUGAAGCCAAAAAUACUUUCCCCAAGUGCUUCAUUGGUGCCAAGAUAGUUAUUCUCAGAGAUAUCAUGGAUAGGGUCAAACUUGUUCAACAAUAUAACUAUGGAAGAUCGAAGGAGAUACAUAAGUGUUUUUCACAGCUAAUUCAUAAAGAAAUGGAACCGAAGACGACAAACGAAGGUUUGUUUAUAGAUUCUUCUGGAUCAGCAACUGCUACAUACAAAGAGGUCCUAGACGGGCCGUACGAAAUGCGUUUAACAUCAAGAAUAAAAGAUUUGGUAUCAUCAGAAACUGAAAUUGUUUUUGAGAAAGAAAAUGACCAAUCUGUUGGUUCUUUCUCAUGUUUUGUAAAGGAUGUGGAUCCAAAUACACUUAGGCUCAUUACCCAGUGGGUGUACAAAGUAAUACCAGAUUUAAGUAUUGGGACUGAAAUUGGUUUCAGACCGCUAGCGUACCCACCAACACCAGACUUCUCAAUCAGCGCCAGAUAUGAAAGACCGACCUAUACGUUAUCUUCAACUAUCAGCAAGAUUGGUUUUCAGGUGUGUCUUUACAAGCAGUUCUCCCCUGAUUUGCGAUUAGGUACGAUAAUAAGCGAAGGUGCAAGAAGCGGGCAGGUGACGUUAAGUUUGGCAUUACAGAAGAAUUACAGUAAUGGCUCGGAGCUGAAGAUAUUUGUGGAUUCGCAGCGUUGUGGAGGAUUCACCUUCCAAAAAGACGUUGUGUUCAACGAGGUGCAUAAUGAGAUACGAGUGUUGCGCCUCAUAGGAAGCACUUUGAUUGACAGACAAAGGCGGGUUAGGUUCGGAGUCGGAUUCAAUUUAGACUUCUGA